CGCCAGAGGAUUUCGCCGUGGGUAGGGUAGAGCUCGCAGGGUUCAACGUUCAGGACUAUGACUAUUCCCCUUUGAAGAUCAGUGCUUUUGGCGCUCGAUUCCGGGAAUUCGGAUGUCCGAAGAGAACGUUGUCCGUCCUCGUGUUUGUGGAGCAAUAGUGAUACCUGCCCUUCAAGGCGUGUCGUACCUCCUUGACGUGCCUCCUAAAUGCGGCGUCAAAUACUAUGCAUUCCAUGCUCCAGUCCUUGUUGCAAUCUCCUCUUUGCUGCGUCCUCCAUUUUCCUGAUGUCGCCGCCCAAGCCCAAGGUAAAUCCCAAAGUCUUGCAUGCACUCUCUUUGAUAAUAGCGGAUAUAGUCUCUUUCCCUGUCUCAUUCUCCAUUAAGGGAUACCGACGACACUUCCUCUUCAUCUACCCCGUUUGCGGCUCUUGGGGACAUCAACUAUAUCUCAAGUUCUUUAAGUGACAUACCUGAAUGGAAUGUUCGCGAUACACCACCGAGGGGUAACCA
Molecule: messenger RNA, 510 nt
Organism: Pisolithus orientalis
Lineage: Eukaryota; Fungi; Basidiomycota; Agaricomycetes; Boletales; Pisolithaceae
Exons: 2
Coding region: 208-465 (85 amino acids)
Source: RefSeq, a predicted model, not a curated record